Messenger RNA from Triticum dicoccoides, 528 nucleotides. RefSeq names its product CEN-like protein 2. The record is from RefSeq and is a predicted model, not a curated record. The transcript has 4 exons. NCBI's taxonomy places the organism in Eukaryota, Viridiplantae, Streptophyta, Magnoliopsida, Poales, Poaceae. Bases 1 to 528 code for a protein of 175 amino acids.
AUGGCUAGGGUGCGAGACCCUCUCGUCGUCGGAAAGGUCAUCGGGGAGGUCAUCGACAACUUCAACCCCACGGUGAAUAUGUCGGUGACCUACAGCUCCGACAAGCAGGUGUCCAACGGCCAGGAGUUCUUGCCGACGGCGGUCGUGUCCAAGCCACGCAUUCAGGUCCCGGGUGGCGACAUGAGAUCUUUCUUCAGUCUGGUCAUGACGGACCCAGAUGUGCCAGGGCCUAGUGACCCAUACCUGAGGGAGCAUCUCCACUGGAUCGUCACUGAUAUUCCUGGCACCACUGAUGCUUCUUUCGGGAGCGAGGUGGUGAGCUAUGAGAGCCCGAAGCCCACCAUCGGUAUUCACAGGUUCGUCUUCGUGCUGUUCAAACAGAAGAAGCGGCAGGCUGUGAACCCUCGAGCUCCUUCCACCAGGGACUGCUUCAACACUCGCCGCUUCGCCGACGAGAACGACCUCGGUCUCCCGGUCGCCGCCGUCUACUUCAACGCGCAGCGGGAGACAGCCGCGCGCCGCCGCUGA